This is a messenger RNA of Aureobasidium musti, 1497 nucleotides long. The record is from the annotation of a GenBank genome assembly. NCBI's taxonomy places the organism in Eukaryota, Fungi, Ascomycota, Dothideomycetes, Dothideales, Saccotheciaceae.
AUGGACUCAACAGCCUCUUACGAUAUGGUACACCGCCGUAUUGCUAAUCUUUCUAUCGACACCAACACGUUCCAUGGACAGUCAGCCUUGAUCUCGCCCCCGGAAUCUGCCAACAGUGCUCGUCGUAGCUCUUACGACAUGAGCUAUCACCAAACUCCUUUAUCAACAUAUCACCCAAACACACCGGUCCACUUCUCUACACAAGACAUGUACAACGUGUUGCCGAGCGACAAGUUGAAGAUGUCGUUUCAUCAAUUCCCUCCGAGUCCUGUUGACUUCUCCUCCCAAGGUCAACAGAACUAUGCCACUGCUUGCAACUCCCCGACAUGGAGUUCGUCAAUGGUAUUCGCACAGAAGCCUGACGUAGACAAUUCUUUCUACCAGGAUAGCUCAACAUUGUUGUCUACCGAGCCGGACUGGGACAGCUCGUUGAUGAGCCAACAUCCAAGUGCUGACUAUGCUCCCGACCCGAGCACACUCUUCACACUGCCAUCUCAUGAUUCGUCGAUGUCCUUCAUGACCGACAUCGACUCGUCACAUCCUGAGAAUCUCCCGAACUUCAUUGCUCCUAGCCAGGCAGUCCACCACCAACCACCAGAGCUUGUCGAUUAUAACAUGAGCUUAUCUGGCUGGGGUGGCCUUCAGACUCCAGUGCAUGACAGCAGUAUCUUGCAUUCUUCCUCGCCUGCAGAGUAUUCUCCAGUGACACCUCCCACUGUUGACUGCUCUUUCGACGCGUCUUACAUCAAGCAUGAGCUCUCCCCUUCCUCAUCGAUCUAUGGUCACACUAGCCGCUCAAGUCUGGGCAAGAAGGGUCGUAAGAUGUCCAAGGCUGACAAACGUCGUUCUAUCUGCAAGAAUGUCCCGGUGUCCAAUACAAACACCUCGAUCACACUCUUGACGGACGAACAAUCAGACAUGUUCCGCGUCCUCAAGGACGAGGAAAAGAAGACUUUCAGUGCAGGGCGUAAAAUGUAUACCUGCAAAAUUGCCCACUGCAGGCAGAGCUUUGCCCGCUCUGAGCACUGCAAGAGGCACGAAACCAGUCACGCAGACGACUACCCUUACGAGUGCUACAUCUGCCAUCACCGUUUCGACCCUAACGACCCAAAGAGUCAAUGCAAAGUGGGAAAGAAGAACAACGGUAAACAAAACCGUAACGAUAAUUCGCGGUCCCACCACUGGACGCAUGUCAAGGCUUAUCUCGUUUCCAAUGACCCUCUCGUCCGCGAGCGCCUCAAGCAGCUCAACAAGAAAUCCAAAGGACGCAACUACGCCCUUGCGCCCACGCAGAUGUAUGAGCUGGUUCGCAACCGAGAUACGCCUGAGCAGCAGGAGGUCGUGCUCAAGUUCUUGAACGGUGAGGCUGGAAAGGAGUUUGGUGUUCAUAUUCUCUGGGAGGAGAAGGGAUGUCCAGUCAUUCCUUGCCAAGAAACCUUGGGCAUUGAGGGUUGUGGCAUGUGCCGGGCUAAGCAGGGCAAGGGCAAGAAGGAGUGA